AUGGAAUCACGUGAUGCACACUUUGCCACCUCGUCCGUCGCGCGGCUCGUCGAUCGUGGCGACAGCCGUCAGUGCGGCAUGGUGCGCGUCGUCAAGGGCGGCGUGUGGAAAAAUACCGAGGAUGAAAUCCUCAAGGCUGCCGUGUCCAAGUAUGGUAUGAAUCAAUGGGCGCGCAUCUCGUCGCUGCUCGUGCGCAAGACGCCCAAGCAGUGCAAGGCGCGAUGGUACGAAUGGCUGGAUCCGUCGAUCAAGAAAAUCGAGUGGUCGCGUGAAGAAGAUGAGAAGCUCCUGCAUAUGGCGAAGCUCAUGCCGACACAGUGGCGCACGAUCGCCCCGAUUGUGGGUCGUACGGCCACACAGUGCCUGGAACGCUACCAGCAGCUGCUGGACGACGCCGAUGCGCACGAGUCGGGGCUGGGUCUAGCCGGUCCCGGUGUCGAGGCAGCUCCCAGUGCUGACCAGGUACUGAAACUGCGUCCUGGCGAGAUCGAUCCUGACCCAGAAUCGCGGCCGGCCAAGCCUGAUCCGGUCGACAUGGACGAGGACGAGAAGGAGAUGCUCUCUGAGGCGCGUGCUCGUUUGGCCAAUACGGAAGGUAAGAAGGCCAAACGCAAGGCUCGUGAGCGAGCGCUGGACGAAGCACGGCGGCUCUCGACGUUGCAGAAGCGACGCGAGCUCCGCGCGGCUGGCAUCGUCGGCAAGGGCCGCGACAAGGCGAAGGGCAUUGAUUACAAUGCCGAAAUCCCCUUUGAAAAGCAGCCACUCCCUGGCUUUUAUGAUACGAGUGCCGAGGCGGCCAAGACCUACGAAGAGCCCAUGCGGCGCACGCUGUUACAGAUGGAGCCUGGCCCCCAACCGACCGACGAGGAGGCGAAGCGCAAGCGCGACAAGGCCAUGAACAAGCCCUCCAGGCACGAAGAAGCACUUCGCCGCAUGCAGGAGGCGGACAAGGUAUCGAAGCGCCGCAAACUCAUGCUUCCCCAUGCACAGGUGAGCGAAGCGGAUAUGGAGCAAAUCAUCAAGCUCGGUCACGCCGGCGAAGAGGCACGCGCGCUCGUCGAGCAUGGCGAGUCUGCGACUGAGGGUCUCUUGGGCACGUAUACGCCGAUAGAGCGUCCUGCUCCGGAUGCGACGCCUGCGCGUGCGCCUGUGGCUGACGCCCUCGUUCGCGAAGCGCGCGAGCUGCAUGCACGUACCGUGACACAGACGCCUUUGCUGGGCGAUGAGAACGUGCCGAUGCCAAGCACAGCUCGGCCAAGCGAGCCUGCUUCUACGCCCGCUGCUACGCCAUACCGUGAUGCGCUCGGCCUGAACGACGGUAGUGCAACGCCGCGUGAUGCGAAGAUGCAGGCGCGGAUCGCAAAGCGCCAGUUAGCUGCACGUCUCGCCGCUCUUCCUGCGCCCAAAAACGACUUUGAUAUUGUCGUGGACGAGCCGCCCGUACCAGAGCCCAUCGUGCAUGACGACGUGGAAGAAGACGCUGCUGUGCGUGAUGCGCGCCUCGCCCAGGAAGCCGCUGAGGAGCGUGAGCGGGCUUGGGCGCGUCGAACUCAGGUCGUGCAGCGGGCGCUCCCGCGGCCGGUGGAUGUCAAUCCACACCAGCUGGAGGUGCUCCUUGCAUCGUUGCGUGCGUCAGACGAUGAGGCCCAGCGACUUGUCGACCACGAGGUGGUGCAGCUCAUGGCGCAGGACGCGCGUGUAUUCCCGCUUCCUGGCAGUCGUAACGUUGGUGGACAAACAAGUGCGCUUUGGCCCGUGCCCGAUACGUACCUCGCCCAGGCUCGAGCUCUCGUGGAGGCUGAGACACUGCACGCCACCGAGCCGUCGGAGCCGGUCGACAUGCCUGAGGCAUGGGCACCGGAUGGCACGCGCGUGUUCCGCGACACGCUCUCUCGCGAAGCAUACAUCCAAGGUGCACAGCAGCGACUCGAGGUCCUGCGCACCAAGAUGAACGACGCUGCGACCCAGGCUCUCAAGAGCGAGAAACUUCUGAGUAAGCUUCUAGGCGGCUACCAGGCACGCUCACGUCGGCUGGGCGGCCAAGUGACAGAGGCGGCCGCGAAGCACGCGGAUAUGAGUGUGCGUAUAUCGGCGCUUGAGCGCCUUGCCUCGAGUGAGCCGGCGGCUGGGCAAGAACGUCUGGAGCGCAUCGCAGCGGAUGUCGCGCGUCUCUCGGCGAUAGAACGCAUGGCGCAGGGCGAGCACAAGGAGCUCCAGGAACAACGCGCCGCAGCACAAGAGGCAUGGGACGAAAUCCAAACGGAGCUCGAUAUGCGCCGAGCAGAAGCGGCGCUCCUUGCAUAG
Messenger RNA from Malassezia restricta, 2304 nucleotides. Its product is annotated as pre-mRNA-splicing factor CDC5/CEF1. The record is from RefSeq and is a predicted model, not a curated record. NCBI's taxonomy places the organism in Eukaryota, Fungi, Basidiomycota, Malasseziomycetes, Malasseziales, Malasseziaceae. Gene Ontology annotation, cellular component: Prp19 complex; spliceosomal complex. Gene Ontology annotation, biological process: mRNA splicing, via spliceosome. Bases 1 to 2304 code for a protein of 767 amino acids. The transcript is spliced from 2 exons.